CACGCGGGUCGGAGGUCACCGGCCACCACCACCACCAACCCACCGGGCGUGAUUUGUGGUUUAUUUUUGAUGUCGCCUUUGGACCGCGUCGUCGUUACGAAGAAUCGAUUCGUCCAUCAACGCAAAUCCCUUCGUCAAUCACGGGCGAUGAUUUCCGCGCGCGGUGCGCCACCGAGCGCGGGCGAGCGACGCCGCGGCUGUUGAUCGAGCGGGAGGCGACGGGGCCGCGAUGUCAGCGGGCGGCGGCCCAGGGAUCCGGGCCGAGGCUGAGAUUGGUCCCGAACUUGGACCAGGGGCCGGGCCAGGGGCCGGUUCGAGAUCAGAAUCUGUACCUGGAUCUCGACCAGGGUCUGGCUUAGGCUUAGAACUUGGAUCAGUGGCAGCUCCUGGGUCUGAAGCUGGCUUUGGGUCGGUCCCUGCGUCUGAGUCCGGCUUUGGGUCUGGUUCUUUAUAUUGGAUUGAGUCUGAGCCUGCGUCGGUAUUUGGACCGCGGGAUGGGUCCGUGCCAUUGUUUGAGUCUGACCCGAGACCGGAUUCUGUCUUAGGGUCUGGCUCCGAAACAAGUUUAGCCGGAUCUGGGUCUCGGUCAGGAUCAGCAACAGAGUCUGGGCCAGUAUCUGAGCCAGAGUCAGGCAUGGAACCCGCACAAGGGCUGCGUGCAGACGUGAUGGGGACGCCCAUGGAGCAAGAGGAGGACAUGGUGACAGACGCCGUGGUGUUCUGUGCGCCCUGUAAGCCACCACCAGCACACAACUCGGAGCACCAGCGACAGAGCAGUGAGUGGGAGAAUCUGACUGGCUACCUACAGAAGUACACCAACCUGGUGACUGGUUGGCAGUUCAGAUAUUUCGUGCUGGUUGGAGCUGAGGGGCGUCUGGAGUACCACGUGCAUGAGCAUAGUGCACAGGGAGGCCAGAAACCACGGGGCACCAUUGCUCUGGCGGGCGCUGUGACCUCUCCCAGCGAGGAGGAACCCUAUGCCUUCACGAUCAUCACCUUGACUGGGGAGCAGUACCGCCUGAGGGCCAAGGACGCGCGGGAAAGACAGCACUGGGUGAGCCGCCUACAGGGGUGUGUGCAGCACCACACUGAUUGCAUCGGCAUGAUGAAUCCUGUGUUGGGUCAUGAACUCUACCUCUCGGGGGUCAAGAGGUCAGCACUAUCUCCUGGGGCCUUACUGCGAAGGCCAUAUGGGACAAGGGAGGAUGCUAUUGAAGAUAAAAGACACUCGUAUCCAGGCAGCAAGACUUUACUACAUGGAAACAACUGGCUGUCCGAUGCGCAGUGGAUGCUGGUGCGCGCCUAUGAGGAGCAGCGUGCCCUGGCAUUGACCAUGGAAGCUCUGCCACGCUCACACGCUCGCAUCACACCGCUGGAUCCUGACCUCCUUCUGCUCAAAGCAUCGGCCGUCUCAGCCCUUGGCUGCCUGCACGCCUGUCUGCACCUGCUGCAAAUGCAGCGUAGUGCGGCGCGCACCCACCGAGGGCGGGCCAGGGUCGGUGGGGGCGGCAGAGGCAGUGACGGUGGCGGGAGUUCUCCAGGUCAGCAGCACAGUGUGGCCAUGGCAGACCCUGCGGGGAGAGUCCACUCAUUGCAACCUGUCGUGGUAGCUCCUGUGCCACCGUGCGAUUCUGUGAACCCCGGGAACAUGUGCUCUCAUGCCCCAGACGGCACAUCGGAUACUUUUCAUCGUGAGUCGGAGCCAGCUCCACCACCUUCUUCGGUCUCGAUCUCAGCACAGCAGAGGUUGAGCACCGGAGCUCGUCGGAGAGGCAGACUCACUGGGCGAUGUGCCGUACGUUUGUGCACAGAACCGGCACCCGAGUCAACGUCGUGCCGUCCGACCGCCGUGCGUAAUAAUGGAGUGGGGUGGAACGGACCACAUUGGGGUGGCGAACAAGAGAACUGCGACGAGGAUGAGCUGACCGACGAGGGCGAACUUGAUGAGCUGGAUCUGCCUCCGCCCCAAGGGGAGGAGCACUGCAGCAUCAUUUUGCACAUGCUGUCUCAGCUCAAGCUCGGCAUGGACCUUACUAAGGUGGUGUUGCCCACCUUCAUCCUGGAGUGUCGCUCGCUGCUGGAGAUGUUUUCCGACUUCAUGGCGCACACGGAUGCAUUCCUGGCUGUGGCGUGGGGCCAAACUGCCGAGGAGCGCAUGUAUCUACUCCUGCAGUACUACCUGUCCUCCUUCCGUGAGGGCCGCAAGGGCGCCGUUGCCAAGAAACCCUACAACCCCAUCAUCGGCGAAGUUUUCCGCUGCUCUUGGCUCGUGCCGCGUACUUUGGUGAUGGAGAAAAGCUGUAAGGAAGUCAGUCCUGGGUCUAUGAAGAACUCACCUGGGUGUGGAACGGAGUCUGACUUUAGUUCAGGGGAGAAGCCCGAGCCGAGGUCAAGUGUGGCAUACCGCAGGAGGCGGGCGGGAGGAGAGGAUGCCGGUGAAGACGGGUGUUACCGUGUUUGGUUCGUGGCAGAGCAGGUGUCUCACCACCCACCUGUAUCGGCCUUUUAUGUGGAGUGCGCGGAGCUGGGAAUGUGCCUCAACGUACACCUGUGGACCAAGAGCAAGUUCCUAGGCAUGUCUGUGGGCGUCUCCAUGGUCGGGGAAGGGAGGUUGUGGCUGCAGGAGCAUGGCGAGGAGUACGUAUUCACGCUGCCGAGCGGAUACGCUCGCUCCAUUCUCACCGUACCCUGGGUGGAGCUGGGAGGAAAAGUGUCCAUUACCUGUGCCCGCACUUGCCUCGCUGCUUCCGUAACUUUCCACACCAAGCCCUUCUAUGGCGGCAAACUGCACAGGGUGACUGGCGAGGUGCGACACGUUGAGAAGGGGGCUGUACUCGCACGUGCUCAAGGCGAGUGGAACGGCCUGCUGGAGUUCACCGCCACCUCUGGGGAGACGGUCAUCAUGGACACGACCACAAUGCUCAUUAUCCCCAAACAUGUGCAGCCCAUCGAACGCCAGGAGCUCAUGCACUCCCGGCGGCUGUGGCAGCAGGUGACGUCAGCUCUGCGUGCCGGUGACAUCGCGUCCGCAACGGAGCAUAAGCACAAGCUGGAGGAGUGGCAGCGUGCUGAGGAGAGGGCACGUGUGCAGGCUGGCACAGAGCACGUGCCUAAGUAUUUCCUCCGUGAAGGAGAAGGUUGGGUGUACCGUCAUCCUUUGUGGAGGAAUUCCUGAGUGACCUCGCAGCAAGGAAUCCCCUUCCCCGUACCGAUUGCACGUCUUAGGAGGUGCUCUCAGACUUGUAUCCGGCUUAAGGAGUUGGACUUAAAUCUCCCAAUGGCAGAGCUGAAGCCCUCUCUCAAACCACCUUGAUCCAUACGUCCAUUUGCUCGCGCUACAGCACUGUGUUUGUUUACUUGAAAGACAUUGUAUUUAUUUAUAUUUAUUUGAGUUGCCACAUUUGAAAUUGACUGCUGUGAGAGCGUACACUCUCUGGUGAGACGUUUUUCGAAAAUGAUGGAUGUUAUCAAAAUGUAACUGCGAAGUUAAGCUAUCAAGGAGGUAUUAUUUUCAAAGAUACUUUACAAAAGUGUUAAAAGAAAUGUAAAAAUUAAGUUUAACACGUAGACUUUCGCGACCAGUAUUAUUAAUAAUAAAGGUUUUUGGGUUAGAUCGCGUUAUUAUAAAUGUGUCGCAACCCUCCACCACCCGACACGGCCAAUCAGUAAAAAAUGUGUCACGUUAACAAAACGCCAAUUAGUUACUUCUUCAGCCCACCGGUGUGUUUGAAGAGUGAAUCCACAACAUUUAGAAUUUGAGCACCAUGACGUUUUGCUGGUAAUCACAUCCAGCAUCUUCGGGCGAUUUGCCAGAAGAGUGAAGCCAUCCACCUGCUUCCAGUCUUAAAUAGUGCAGCAGGAUGACGUCAUCGUUGUUGAACCCCAUCAGGUUUCGAGAUCAGAGGUGGAUGUGGGGGGAUAUUGUAAUUAUUUAAUAGAUUAGUAAUCAGUUAAUUAGUUUGUGAUUCCUCUAUAAGGAAUUGUAAUAUGUUUUGUGUAUUACUUAAUAAUACGCUUCCAGGCUGAGCAAAGUCUUUAGCUAUUGGAGAGGUUACAAUUAUUUGUAUUUUUCGCAAUUUCGAUGGAUUCUCUAAUUAGUCUUGGCCAGUUAUAAUUAGUAAAUGCUAUAUUGGACAGACGGGACGUAAUAUUAGCGUAAGACUAAAAUAACACCAAAGGAACAUUAAAUUAUCUAAAACACAGCUGUCAGCAGUGGCAGAACAUGUGUGCUAACAAGGACACUCAAUUGAUUUUUAUACCGUUUAAGUGUUAUGCAAAACUAAUUAUUACUGGUCAAGACUAAUUAGAUGAAUGAGAAUAUUUUAUCGAAAUUGAGAAGAAUACCGGAAGCAGGUGGAUGGCUUCACUCUUCUGGCAAAUCGCCCGAAGAUGCUGGAUGUGAUUACCAGCGACACGUCACGGUGCUUAAAUUCUAAAUGUUGUGGAUUCACUCCUCAAACACACCGGUGGGCUGAAGAAGUAACUAAUUGGCGUUUUGUUAAUGUGAAACAUUGUUUACUGAUUGGCCGUGUCGGGUGGUGGAGGGUUGCAACACAUUUAUAAUAACGCGAUGUAAUCCCAAAGACCUUUACAGUACUAGGAAAAAUUAAGUUGCAAAAACAAUCUCUCAUAAAUAUUUCCGUAUUGUGUUGUUUGUCGGCAUUUAAAAUAUCAAAAAAUAAGUAGACACUAUUUUGUGUACACACACUAUCUUGAGCCAUCGAAGAAAAACAUUCAAUUGAAUAAAAUCCAGAGAUGAGAUUAAUGCCUAACCCGCACCUCCGAUUAGCACGGUUGGCUACGUAUCUUGCGAAAGAAGUUCAAAAUACGUAGAUACGUAAUGCCAUUUUAGAUAUGUUGCGACUUCACUCGGGUUAGGCAAAUUAAAAACCGCGUCGACACAUUUUCAAAUUUGAACUGAACCAUCGGUCAUGAAUGCACCGUGCAGCCGCACAAUCGGAAAAUUGCCGACAUACGAAAAGGCGACACUCGCUUACCUUCUUAAGCAGUCUCAUCCCUAAAAAAGAACCCAUCAAGAUGAAUGAGAAUAUGCAACUGCAUGUUUGGCCAUGCCAGAGAGAGUGGGAAUUUCACGUCUUUCAUCUUCGUGGCGAACGGACAACAUUAAGUGUUAAAAAAAAAAUGUUUACGCCUUUACGUAUAAACUUAGUUUUUUGUGUGUGUGUGUGACAACAGUCGCCUGCUUUUCGUGCUCACAAACGUGUUUCAGUAUUACACAGUGCCAUGUCCACUCGCACAUGGUAGGUACCAUGGGGUUAAGGGUCCUGUUGACAAUAUGCAAUCAUAUACUCGUGUCAGGGUGUUUGAUUGCAAUAUUUUAUAUUCUAUAUUCUGGCAAGGCGCCUUGAUACAUUAGUGGAAGGCGCCAUACAAAUACAUGUAAAUUAUUAUUAUCUCACGAAUGAAGUUAAUGCUCUGCGAUUACUGAUCUAAGCAAUUAUGCUAGAAUAUGCCAACGUGUCAAAGGUGCUGUAAAAUCAAUAAAAUGUAUGCUUUCACAUGUACUUUGAACCUCUUCACACAAUAAAACAACGUCUUAUCAUCACA
Lethenteron reissneri (Far Eastern brook lamprey) is the source of this 5568-nucleotide messenger RNA. Its product is annotated as oxysterol-binding protein-related protein 11-like. Gene Ontology annotation, molecular function: sterol binding. Lineage: Eukaryota; Metazoa; Chordata; Hyperoartia; Petromyzontiformes; Petromyzontidae. The record is from RefSeq and is a predicted model, not a curated record. Gene Ontology annotation, cellular component: membrane; cytosol.